AUGGCAGCUAAUCGCAUUUCCUCUGAGCAGGUCAUUUCGUUUCUUCCUGGCCUGCGUCUCUGCAGGCCGACUCCCAGGGUGGAGUGGCAGAAGACAGACGGUGACCUGAAGACCACGAGUGCCUCGCUGGACAGCUUCGACCGCUGGCUUUACUUCAACAGCAUCACCGAGGACGACGACGGCGAGUACCGGUGCAGGGCGCACAACGACCACGGGAAUGCUACACAUUCCUUCACCGUCACUGUGGAAGCGGCUCCCUACUGGGUGAAGAAGUUCUCAGACAUGAUGUACGCGCCGGGGGAAACCGUGCGGCUGGACUGCCUGGUCAAGGGGAAUCCUGAACCCACCAUCACCUGGAGAAUCAACGGCGAGCCGCUCACAGCGGUGGACGAGGAUCCCCGCCGCAGCGUGGCCGGCAGCACGCUGAUCCUGAGGGACGUGGUCGUUUCUGACACGGCCAUCUAUCAGUGUGAAGCCACCAACGUUCACGGCUCCAUCCUGCAGAACAUCAACCUGUUUGUCGUUGAGCUCCCGCCUCAGAUCCUGUCUUCUGAUGGGAUUGUGUACAAAGUGUUUGAAGGUGAACAAGUCAACAUGGACUGUGAGUCGUUUGGUGCUCCCCGGCCUCAGAUUACAUGGCUGCGUGAAGAUGCCGUUUCUCUGCUGUUGGAUAAUCGCGUUUCCUUAUUCACCAAUGGGACGGUUCAACUGGUCAACGUCACCCAUGAGGACCGCGGCGCCUACAUCUGCUCUGUUGACAAUGCCAACAUCUCCAUCACCGCUAACCUGGAAGUCUACAAUCGAACUGUGAUUCAUAAAGGUCCGCAGGACGUUAACGUCCACCUCGGACGAACUGCUUACCUGGACUGUAGCUUCUACAAAGAUUCUCGGCUGCGUGCCAAGGUCCAGUGGAAAAAAGGCGAACAGGACCUGAACUUCCCAAUGCCUAACAAGUCCAGGUUCAAUCUCCACAGGAAUCACACGUUACAAGUGAAAAAGGUCCAACAAAACGACACAGGAAGGUUUUCCUGUGAGGUCCGAACGGACCCGGUGGGCCAGGUGACGGCCACCGGCUCCAUCACGGUGUUAGCUCCACCGGACCCCCCCACCUCUGUAUCGCUGUCCUCCAUUGAGGACUACAGCGCCACCCUCAGCUGGAUCCCAGGAUCUUCACACAACAGCCCCAUAACAGAGUUCAUCGUUGAAGCCGAGGAGAAGCCGCAGACGGACAGCGGCGCCGCGGCGUGGACAGAAUGGACGACGAUUCCUGGAGACUUCAGGCUCUUCCAGCUCAGCCUGCAGCCUUUCUGCUGGUACCGCUUCAGGGUCGCCGCCGUCAACGAACUGGGCCAGAGCAAAGCCAGCGAGCCCACCAAGCUGCACAGCACUCCGGCUGCAGCGCCGCGUUCGAACCCCACGAAUGUUCGCAGCAACUCCACGGAGCCGGGCGUUCUGCUCAUCACCUGGGACGAGAUGGAAAAACGUCUCCACAAUGGCCAGGACUUCCAGUACCGGGUGUACUGGCGGGAGGCCGACAGUAGAAACGCAGAGUGGAACUGGGCCUACGCCAAGUCUCCGCCUUUCACGGUGAACGACACGGGAACUUUCACGCCGUUUGAGAUCAAAGUUCAGGCUGUCAAUGCCAUCGAUUCAGGCCCGGCUCCUGAGGCAAAGACUGGACACUCUGGGGAGGACAAGCCAGAGGAGCCGCCCACCGGCGUUGCCUUCAGCGUGAUGAACAGCACCGUCAGAGUGACGUGGAACGAAGCGCAGAACGUCCGCGGCCACCUGCUGGGCUACAGGCUGUACAUCAGGAGGCUGGGUUCCUCCAGCGGACGGGACAGGAGGUCUCUGGGCAAACACCACCACACGGCGGAGAGACACCAACUGGAGCAACACAAACUGGCAAACAGGAACAACUGGGUGGAGGAGGUCCUUGGUUCCAAGACGACCACUGACGUUACUGGUCUGCGUCUGUUCUCCCAGUACGAACUGGAGCUCACCGCCUUCAACAGCAAAGGGGAGAGCCCUCGCUCCUCACCGGUGCGCUUCAACACGCCAGAGGGAGCUCCUGGUCCUCCUGCUUCUCUGACGUUUGAAAGCCCAACGGAAACCUCACUGAUUCUUCACUGGUCUCCUCCGCAUGAAGUUAACGGAGAACUUCAGAGCUACAAGGUCCAAUAUCAGCAAGAGGGAGGCAGCCAGAUGGAGAUCCCGAUAUUCAAUGUUUUCUUCAACGUAAACCAGUUUGAACUGAUGAAUCUGGACCCAAGCAGCUAUUACCUGUUUAAGGUUAUCGCAUGCACCGCAGCAGGAUGUGGCCCGCCCAUCACACGGAGGGGCGCCACGCUGAUGGAAGGAGCUCCUCCCACAAACAUCACCGUGGUUUCCAGUGUCACGUCCUUCAACCUGAGCUGGGUGCCUGAGGACCGCCACCGGAACCACGGCUUCCACAUCCACUACCUCCGGAAGAGCGCCGGCGGUCAGUGGGAGAAGUCAGAGCUGAUCAACUCCACGCAGGGUUUCUAUUCGCUGACGGGCCUCCAGCCAGGAACCGAGUACAGCCUGAGGAUCCUGCACGACAACAACACGCACUGGCAGGAAAUGCUGCGGACUGUCGGGCCAGUGCCGUCGGAAAUGCCGGGCCGGUUUGCCACCCAGGGCUGGUUGAUUGGACUCAUCAGCGCCAUCGUCCUCCUCAUCCUCAUCCUCCUCAUCCUCUGCCUCAUUAAGCGCAGCAGGGGGGGGAAAUACGCAGUGAAGGACAAAGAGAAAAAAGAGAUCGACUUCGAUCUUCAGAACAAGGAUGAAACCUUCGGCGAGUACAGAUCUCUGGAGAGCGACGGAGACGAGAAGCGCUCGGACAGCCAGCAGUCCCUGUGCGACGACAGCAAGCUGGGUAGCGAAGACUCGCUGGCCGAGUACGGGGACAGCGUGGACAUCCAGUUCAACGAGGACGGCUCCUUCAUCGGCCAGUACAGCGGCCGCUCCGCCGCCGCGCCGCAUGGCAGCUCCGGCCCGGCAUCCCCGCUCAACCCCGCGCCGCCACCGCCCUUCGCUCCCUCCAUGUCCGGCAUCCUGAACCGGCCCAGCUAGAUCCAGAACCAGAACCGCCUACACAUGCAUGUCUGCAGCAGAACGGCAGAGACAGACCCGAUUCCACUUCCUGGUUCCGACGUCCACAGGAAGUUUUACUCUCCAUGUUUACAGCUUUUGAUGCAAAACUGCUAACUUAAGAAAAAUGAACAAAUUUGGCUCCUUUAGAGAAACAAAUAUAUCUUCAUUAAAUUCAUUCCACUGUC
Molecule: messenger RNA, 3302 nt
Organism: Poecilia latipinna (sailfin molly)
Lineage: Eukaryota; Metazoa; Chordata; Actinopteri; Cyprinodontiformes; Poeciliidae
Product: neural cell adhesion molecule L1.1-like
Exons: 22
Coding region: 1-3096 (1031 amino acids)
Molecular function (GO): protein binding
Source: RefSeq, a predicted model, not a curated record